Molecule: messenger RNA, 345 nt
Organism: Rotaria sordida
Lineage: Eukaryota; Metazoa; Rotifera; Eurotatoria; Philodinida; Philodinidae
Source: the annotation of a GenBank genome assembly
AUGCCAACCUGCCCUCGUUGUCGUUGUUCUCAUAGUGUUCAUGGUACUAAUGGUCGUGGUACACUUCAUGGUCUUCAUGAUGUUUUUUCUACUGGUAGUCUUCAUGAUAGUUUUGCUAAAGUUAUGGAUGUUUUUACUCGUGCUAUAGAUGCAUUGAUUGCUUUUGCUCGUAAGAAUUUUUAUAAUGAUCUUCAUGAUUUCAAUACUUUUUGUCGUCAGCGUGGUCCUGUUCGUCGUUUUAUUGAUGGUAUUUAUGAUUUUGGUUACAUUGGCUCUAAGACAAGAUAUUGCUUUUUUCGACGCGGAAAAAAAGCUCGUAUCUAUUUUUGUGACUCUGAACAUUGA